CCGGCCUGGAAGCUUUAUAUACUUUCGUUGAGAGAGAAAGUAACGAGCCGAGGUCCUAUCCUAUUGAAGGCCAGCACAGUAAGGUAAAGAAGACCCAGAGAAGCCCUUCUAUUGCCAAACAUCCGGAUCAAGUUAGCGCUCAAUUCCCUGGCACAGUGCUUUUCAGAGAAGGGACACACACGUGACUCAAAUGGUCCGUGCGCCGUCACAGUGGUAUAAAAGCGAACCUUCUUGCGUCCUAACACCUCAUACUUACCUUGAUGGCACAAGCCCCUUCAUGUACCCGGGUUUGUGGGCCGUGGAGAUCCUUCAUAGCACGGCGACCUUGUCCAUUCAAAGGGUGUCUGCGGCUUGUAUAGGCUCAGGCUUAUGCACCGUCUAAAUAUUUUCCUGUCCCUCUCUGGCCACUCUGGCUGGGUGGGCUCUUUUUCUUUGCUGGUCCGUCGUCCUAACCCUAAUUUAGGGCUCCGUUUCUGUACUCGUAUCGGUAGCUUUGACCAGGCUUUGCCCUCGCUUGUUGACAAUAUAUUCUCUGCUUUCUCUCAGCUUCUGCAAUUCGAGCUACCUCAGCAAUCCACACACUUAUCAGGGACUUGGCUAGUCAUGCCAUAGUCCCCCAUGAAGUGUGGAAGAUUGAAAUUUGGGUGUUCCUAAUAAAAUCGAGUUGAACAACUUUCUAUUUACUCGUUACUGGGUCAGUCGAGACAUCAUGUUUUGCAAAUGUAUUCCUUCUGGUUCUUGUACAUAGUGUGUACUUA
Molecule: messenger RNA, 758 nt
Organism: Lentinula edodes (shiitake mushroom)
Lineage: Eukaryota; Fungi; Basidiomycota; Agaricomycetes; Agaricales; Omphalotaceae
Exons: 1
Coding region: 191-382 (63 amino acids)
Source: RefSeq, a predicted model, not a curated record